AUGGUUGUCAUUCAGAUUGCCUUGGUUUUGUCGAUCUGGUACGUGGUUGGAGGAUUUAUCUUAAAGUUCGACGAACCCUUGCUCAGUGUUGAUGGUAUUGCUUUCCUUAACAACGUGUUUUUGGGAUCCCUUCCUCUGGGGUCUUUCGUCAACGCCUUGGUUCUGUCUCUGGUUUCAUCCAUUGUCAUACAUACAGUCAAUGCGGCGAUCACAUUCUUCGGCUUCUGUCGGAAGAUGAAAGGCUGUUUAGUUGCUAGUGCCACAAUAAAUAUCCUUAUGAUAGUAUUCCAUUUCCUUACCUUCGUAUUGAUGUGCUGGCUACUUGAUGAGAUGAAUUUGAGCAUUCGUCGACAAUUACAGCAGAUAUUUAUCCUGAGACCAAACAAACAUAUACCGGAGAUGAGCUGUUGUGGCUUUGACAUUGCCAGUUCUCCUUGUGUCACGACCAAUGCGUCACUUCCGCCUUGCUUUGAUUACAUUAAGGGGACGUUAAAAGCAUACGGAAGUUCCUUUGCUGCAGUUCUUUUCCUUAACAUUGUAGUCUCUGCAAUAAUGGUAAUAGGAACAGAGUAUCUUUUUCGAUAUGAACAACUGAAAUCAAAACAAAGCCAGGAUCCUGAUCUCUGGAAUAUUAUAGAAAAAUCUGAAUUUUACAACGACAGGAAUGGAAUGUGCGCUAAAAUUAACUCAUUUCUGAAGGAAGGUUGGGAGAGAAAUCCACUAGCUACGAAAUUCGGAUAUCUAAGCGUUCUUCUAUUGAUGCUCGAUGGAGGAAUAAUUCUAACUAUAACAUUUGUUAGAUAUAACUUUAACGACAUGACAAUGUCCGAGGAACUAAGCUCUAUACAUGCUUAUGGGAAAAUAUACAUCAAUAUGGGUUACCUCAAAGAUGCCCUUCUGAUUACCUUCAUAUGUCUUCUUAUUUGGUCGAUUGUUGCCAAGGUUUUUUAUUUCGCGGGAAUAUAUCUUAGCAGGAAAUGCUUGCUAGCUACCUUUAUGUGUUCCGAAAUUUUUGUGUUGUCAGUGGAGUGCAUCAUUUUUGGACUUUCUUCCUAUCUUCUGCGAGUGCUAUAUUGCUGUGAUUGGAAUCGGACUGCUUUAGAUAGCUGUCCUUUUUCUUAUGGAUCCACCACACCUUUACCGAUAUGUGACCGAUCUUGGACAAACGCUGCAAAAUUCAUCUGGUUUUCUUUUUUGGUUCUCGUCCUUCACAUUUUUCUUAAGGUAUUUUGUAUAGCAAGGGCAGAUAAUGUUUACAAACACCUACUUGUAAAGACUAAAGCUGGGAUAUCAGGAAGUAAUACUGUAAUUAAGAAAUGUGGAUUCUUCUACUCAGUAUAUCUAUCAUUGAGGAGGCAUCCUCUGACAGCAGCUGUAGUUGCAGAUUCAAUCCUCAUAUGUAUUGUUAAUUGUGUUUAUUUCUGUGGACUCAUAGUGGUUCGCUAUGGGAAGUCUUCGUAUGGUCUUCUAACAGAUAGUUUACACGCCAUUAAUCUAGGAUCCCUUGAUAUGUCUUCUAACCGAGACAAUGCUAUUCUCAUAAGCGUUGUUUCGCUCUCGCUUUCUUUUUUUCUUCAAAGUGGAAAAUUCGUAUCCAUUGGAUUGAGGAAGGCAAAGGUUACUUUACUGAUCCUUUGGUCAGAAUUACCCUUACUAAUUUUACAUCUCUGUUCCACUGCAAUGUCCAGCAUUCUUUUAAAACUGGUUCACUGCUGUUCAGAUGACACGGAUUGUUCAUUUUCAGUAAAUGGCGUCAACUCUCCGAUAUCAUCGACUGAAUUUUGUGACUCAAAUACUCUGGACCAUGCAGCCUUGCAGUUUAGGUUGAUGGUAGGAUUCGGAAUUCUAAGUAUUAUAUUACAGAUCCUGUCGAUAGUCCUUGGUUAUGUGUAUUUCAAACGAUCAAUAGAUGGUAAACUUGGAAUUUUCAAAGGAGUUUCCGAACUUUUCAAAAGUAUUUGGUGUGACAUUAAAAAGACAAGAAUUAUGAGAAUAUCAACAAGAAUAACAAAAGUAAUUUGUGAAAAGGUUAACGGAAAAUUGAGAAAAUACACAACUUUACAGAGGAUAUUCUUUAGUUUACAGAUAUUAAUACUGAUUUUAAACAUACUCUUCGGGAUUGGACUUUUCCGAGUGACAAUAUAUCCAGGAUGUAUGUGGAGUGAUGAUAUUCUGAGCAACGUAUCUGGUGUUAAACUUUCCUUUGGCUUUGGAAACAUUGGGGCAACUGUAACUGGAAUAAUGUUUUCCUUAUAUAUGGUUGUACCUACAACUUCUCUUUAUCAGUUACUUGGAAUACUAAGUUUAAUAGGACGUGCAAGAGACCUAUUUAAGAUUUUAACAGUUGGUGUCAUUGGCCUUACCAUCGGUGACAUAAUAUACCUUGUAUUUUCAUCUGAACUUCUUCAUUUCGGGUAUUGUUAUUGUAAAGAUAGUUCGUCGUGUAAAAGCUACAAUAUGACCUCUGUAGGACCGGUAAAAGAGACAUGUGAACCACUAUUUCUUGAACCAGUGGGCGUAUUAGUGGCUUAUGUUGUAGCCUCAUUCAUUAUACACAUUACGGUUUCGUUUCUAUCAAUCAAAAUUUUAAGACAGUUACAUGCACAUGUAAGAGUCGGCAUUAUUAUCCAGAAAAAUAUACCUGUACAUCAACCUUCACAACAAAACUCAGCCAUACAUGAACAUAACAGGUCGGACGCAGAAAGCCUCCCAAAAAAUAUCUCUGAAUUGAAUGAAGGAAAGAAAGAAAAUCCUCUGGGUGAUAAUCGUAGGAAAAUUGUAGGAGUCCAGAAUUGUCCUACGGAAAAUGUGCAAGAUAUUGGGAAAAAUCAGACUGAAGAUGCGCAAACAAUGAGAAAGGAAGAAAAUAAAAAUUUUGAAAUACUAAGUAUGGACGAUGAAAAGACUGAGAGAAAGGAGCAGGGUUACAAUAUAGCCGGAGACGUGAAAGAUGUGGACACCGGGUACAGAAACCGAACAAAAGAACAUGCGGAAAAUCGAAUGUUGGACCUUUAUGAGAGAAAUGGAAGUAAUGACCAAAUUGAAAUGGACAACAAAAAUGAAAAUGUUGAGAAAAAUGAGACAUCAGGAGAAGAAGGCAGAGAAACAGACAGUACAAAUGUUACAGAAGAUGGAGAAAAGAAGAAAACAAGGGAAGCUAGAAAAAAGAAAGACAAGGAACCAAAAGAGCGAGAUGGAAAGGAACACGAUAUGAAUCAAAUCUUUGACAUGGAUUCUGCUUCAAAGGAUGAAGACAGAACUGAUGAAUUGGACAUUGAAGAUCUGUUGUCUCCUAGUGUUGAAAAUAGUCCACAAGAUGCCUGGAACUGAAUAAUAAGCCAACAUUAAGCCAACGAAUUAAAUACGACAUAUGCAACUCAGUGCUGAGUUUUAACUUCCAUUAUAAUCUUGGAUAUCAGGCGAUGAAUCUGCAAA
Molecule: messenger RNA, 3435 nt
Organism: Saccostrea cuccullata (small rock oyster)
Lineage: Eukaryota; Metazoa; Mollusca; Bivalvia; Ostreida; Ostreidae
Exons: 26
Coding region: 1-3330 (1109 amino acids)
Source: RefSeq, a predicted model, not a curated record